This is a messenger RNA of Monopterus albus (swamp eel), 3435 nucleotides long. It is a transcript of the gene ldlrad3, whose product is annotated as low density lipoprotein receptor class A domain containing 3. Gene Ontology annotation, biological process: receptor-mediated endocytosis. The transcript has 6 exons. NCBI's taxonomy places the organism in Eukaryota, Metazoa, Chordata, Actinopteri, Synbranchiformes, Synbranchidae. The record is from RefSeq and is a predicted model, not a curated record. Gene Ontology annotation, molecular function: protein binding. Gene Ontology annotation, cellular component: plasma membrane. The coding region runs from base 408 to 1475 and encodes 355 amino acids.
CAAUUCCUGAUGUUCAUAGUGGUACCGUUAGUAGUUUUGGGGACAGGCUGGACUGCCCGACCUGAACCGACCUGCGCUCCCCGGCUCUCUGAUUCCGACUCCGCCUCCCUCAGCACCAACGAGCGAGCGACUCCACAGCCAGUCUGCCGCCACCCCGAAGCCUCUUCUGGCUCCAGUUUGUAUACCAUCCCCCCUCCCCAAACCGGACUCCAUACCACCUUCCCCACUUCUAUUCUCUCUCGCCAAAUGUAGUUUUAAUUUCCCCAGGAGAUCAUAAGAAAUAGUCCCACUUGAAAAGUCCACCAGAAAGGAGUAGCUGUAUCGGAGAAGUUUUCCUUUUUGCACCCGUUUUUUGGCCCUGCUGCGGGGCAGGACAGCGAGAGCAAGUCGGGGGGAAAGGAGCCCGUAUGAUGUGGAUCUGGUACCUUCUGCUUGGUUCGGGGUCAGGCUCAAGUACUGUUGAGAGCCAGCUGCUUCCAGGGAAUAACUUCACCACAGAGUGCAACAUCCCUGGAAACUUCAUGUGUGGAGAUGGGAAGUGUGUCCCAGGUGGGUGGCAGUGUGACGGACUGCCCGACUGCUUUGACAAGAGCGACGAGAAAGGCUGUCCCAAGUUCAAGUCAAAGUGUGCACCUACAUUCUUCGCCUGCGCUAAUGGUGUCCACUGCAUUAUUGGACGCUUCCGCUGUAACGGCUUCAGUGACUGUCCAGAUGGGAGUGACGAGGAGAACUGCACAGGUAACCCACUGGUGUGCUCGGAGGCUCGCUUCAAGUGUCACAAUGGACGCUGUGUAGACCGCAGCUUCUUGUGUAAUGGUCAGGACAACUGUCAGGACAACAGUGAUGAGGAGCUCUGCCUGACUACAGUGGCUCCUGGCCAAGAUUUAAUGACCCUGGAUUAUCGUCUGCGCUACUAUCCCAGCAUCACCUACGCUGUCAUCGGCAGCGCUGUCAUCUUUGUCCUGGUGGUGGCGCUGCUGGCCUUGGUGCUCCAUCACCAGAGAAAGCGGAGUGUCCUACUGCCCAGAGGCGUAAGAGGGAGCUCGCAUCCCCACCACCACCACCAGCCCCUGCUGCUCUCACAUCUGGUCAUCUUGGACCGGGGCCACGUCCAUACCAGAGGUCCAGGUCUAACACCCAGUUCUCCCACUGCAGCAGGCCAGUACAGCUCAACUCCUCAGGCAUUACAACUGCUGUCUGGGACCCCCUAUCCCUCAGGACUCUCCAUGGACUCACCUCCAUCAUACUCACAAGCUGUCUUGGAUGUCAGUCGGCCCCCUUGGUUUGACCUCCCUCCUCCUCCAUACCUCCCGGAUGGGGUGCUUCCGUCAGAGGGUGAGCUGCCUCAAUACGAGGCUUCACAAGACGCUCUGAAUCAGACAACAGCACAUACCACUGCACCCUCCACACCCAGAGCUCUGGCCUCAGGUAUACUGCUGGGUUCAAACUCCAGAGGAGGGUCAGACCAGCUGUAGUGGCUCUCUUAAAGACCGGUAAUAGUGAGACCUAAGAGACUGAAGGACCCGGCUGCAGGGCUGCAUAACAUCAGGACAGUCCACAAUCAGCCCACACGGACUGUGAGACUGAACAUGGCCGAAACGUGGUGCCUGCACGUUAUCUCACUGAAGCACUGGACUGAAACCUGCUCUACCGUACUUGCUAGACAUUGUAUGCUAGCCCCCCCUGCUGGAGUCGUGGUUGCACUACGCCUUAAUUGGUUAAGAUCUUCAGUCAUUUGUCAUCAGUUUGUGCUUCCCUUGAAGAAAAACUGUGUAAUGUCUAGCAGUGACUACAAACUCUGUCUUCAAAGACAUGAUUGCAAAAAAGUGGCAGCACAGGAAAUGGUCAUUGUGAUAGAGUGUAAUUAAGAAAGCGGUGUUAUUCUUCUACUGCAUGUGCAACACAACGUUGGCAGCACCUGCAGAACCGAGUCAAAGUAAAGCAGCAUUUUAUAAUACUCCUCACUGCAAUUUUCAUUUUGCAUCUACAGUAUUCUUCAUAUUGAGGUUUGUAAGACUUAGUUUAGAGACUUUUAUUGUGUUGAAAUUGUAAAAUACCAAAAUACUAGAUUGAAUAGAGUCUGUUGGGAAUUACUGCUACAUUUGGUGACUUAGAGAAUUUCAGGGAUAUCAGGUUGUUGCUUUAUUCAUACUGAUGUCAAUACAAUUUUGAGAGUAUUUCAAGUUGAAGACAGCACAGCGGUAAUGUUAUGUAAGAUUAUAUGGCAGCAAAAGUCGACAUUUUGUGGCCUUUUAGUGGUAAAACGAGAAAUUUCUAAAUGAUUAAUGGAGGUUUUUAUGCUUUUUUCACAGUAUUUCUCUUAGUUAAAUUCUAGAUAAAAAUGUGAAUAGGACCAUUGAGGUUUUUAAAUAAAGCUAGGCAGAAAUUUGAAAUAUAUCCCAUUAUGCAGUCACAUAAAUCAUUCCUCUGAGGAGAAGAACCACCUCUGUUGGCAUAGAUACAGUAGCUUUUUAUUGCAUUUCUGUCUGAAGACCAAUAAUGUUUUAAUGUAAAGACAAAAAGCUAAUACAAAGGAUUUUGCUGAGGCCUUAUUCUGGAACAAUGCGUAUGCGACAUGGUUGUUUGCUCAAAUGAUUCAAGCCUCCAAAAGCUUUGAGAUUAAUAAGCGUACAUGAGAACAUACAGUAUGUGCAUGAGCAAACAGCAUAUGUUUAUCAGCAUCUUGUGUUAGAUUGGUAAAGUUCUACGUGAUAUUUUAAUGUAUAUACAUUUGUCUGUCAUUCAGGAAAAUCACCACCAGUGUUGGAAAAUGAUGACUUUCAUGUCUGAAGGGUCUGUGUGUACUAAGUGUACUGUUGUCUUUGUUCAUUUCUAUGUGCAAGCCACUCAAAGUGGUUUGUACAAAGGAAAGUAAAGAAUUAUAUUUAAAAGUAGAAAACUAGUCAGAGUUUAAGGUGGGAGUUCAAUGUGUAUCAAUGACAUGUAGUUUUACUUCUGUUCUUUAGCCAGGAGUGAUAACGCAGGCACAUGAAAAUGAAUCAAACCAAAGAUUUUUUUUUUUAACCCUUUCUGCAAGGAUAAUACCCUCCAAAGGAAUAAACCUGUCACAACUGGUUAUACCUUUAUUACAUUACAAUUUGCGGUUUGUUGAGUCAGGUGGAAUUAAUGUUAUUUGCUAUAAAACUGGGGGGGGGGAUUCUCAGGACAAACUUAAUGCCAGUCUGUCUGUUCUGUUGUUUAUUAGUUGGGUUUGUAUUAAGACAUGUAGGAUCAAACUGCAUUUGUUCUCAUGACGCCUGUCAUGAUCACGUUAUCCCUUAUAUUCUGUACAUUGAAAGUAAUAUAAAAUUCUGACUCCGAUCUUAUUCUCUGUGUAUGUGUCUUCCUAGAAAGAUAAUGUUUCAUUUUCUCAGCUGCUGAAUAUACUGACAUAAUAUGUUUAUUGCGAAAUCUGGAGCUGAACGCCCAGCCUGU